GUCAUUUGUGAUGUGAUAUGAAAUUCGUCCACGGAAGUACGCGUUUGAACUGGGCGUACAUUUAGGCGCGUGCAUUGGAGCUUGUCCAGUCGACAAUACUUUUUUCUGAGCUUCGUCUUAAUCGCAACUUUAUUCAAGUCCAAAGUUCGAAGUCGUCUUUUCCGAAGCCGCCAUGUCGCACACUGUCAUCACCGCCAGCUCCACCACGACUUCCGCCUCUGACGGCGUCUUCAGCCUGGGCUACAGCAGGACCAUCCCGGGUCUGCUCAAACUGGCCCAGAUGGUGGCGCUGCUCAUUGCCUUCCUGUGCGUCCACUGUGCACGAGGGUGGCCCAAAUGGGCGGCCUUCCAGUUCUUUUAUGUGGUCUCUCUAUGGUUCCUGGUGGUCCUCCUGGUCUUCUUCCUCAUGCACUUGUUCAGACUACAGGCUAAGAUGCCGUGCAUCAACUGGCCUCUCACGGAGUUCUUCCACUACGCCGUGGGGACUGUCCUCAUCCUCAUCGCCUCCAUUGUGGCCGCGGUGAAGGCCGGAGGAGUGUCAGCGCUGGUGGCGGCGUCGGUGUUUGGCUUCAUUGCAACCUUCCUGAUGGCCGUCAGCCUGUGGACGUCUUACAGCGUGUCCUGUGGCCCCCACCAGACUGGUGCUGCCGUGUAAUGGCUGAUAGUCAUUUGAGAACAGGAUGGCUGCCUCUGCCUCUGGCUCACUUUUUUGCCUAGCAACACGCUGACAGCUGAACAAAAUUGGCUGACAAUUGGGGUUGUAGGUAUGAGGAAGUGAUCCAGGAGCAGCGUCGUUAAAAAAAAAAAAAAAAGAUGGAGGAAUGUUGCCGGUGCUCCACAGAGUCACGUUCACGUCUUUGCUAAGAACAAUGCCUCCUUCCAUCUUUGCCUCUGCUUACAAGCCUUCUACUUGACUUGAUGUUGACAGAAGAGCGCCCCCGCCCUGUUUGUGCCAUAACAACUAUAACUUCGCCAUUGUUGCUACCUUUCACUUUUAGCUGCUAGUGCUCACUUCCUGCUGCUGCUUCUCUUCCUGCUCGUACUCACUUUAGACUAUUCAAGAAUAGGACAGACUUGUGCACUCUGUCAGUCACAGAUGUCAAAAGACCAUAGGCAUGCAUGCCGCUAGCAUGCUGCUAUGUUGGAGGAAGUGUCAGCAUGCUAACAUAGCAAACAGAUGCACUUAGAAACAUCCAGUGUUCUUUUUUAAAUGAUUUGUGUUCUGUUUUGUGUUCUAUUUGAUAUUAUAUUUCUAUUUAAGAUUGUAAAUGCCUGGUCAGCAAAGGAACAACUGUUGUCUCUUGAUCGGGCAACAUCAAUAAUCUGUGCCAAUCAUCUUCAUCCCCUACGGGUCACAUGCACACGCAGCCUGUUGUCAUGGCAACACGCAGGCCGGUGUGCACGGUGCUAGUCCAACCACCAUUUCAACUUUACCACUGAGACGUUUACACAAGAGCACAUUUAUGCUCACUCAGCAACAACUCGAUUCAACAUCUGAGCAUGAAAGCACACAAUCAAGCAGACUGUUAGCAAACCGUUAGAAUUCACCAACAACUUCUACAUUACAGUAUUAUGUAUAUUUGUAUUUGUACACAACACGCUAAUACUAACCUGCUGUGCUGUGUCUCAAUUGGCGCACUUGCGUACUUACACUUAAGUCUUUUGGGUGCAUACGUGCAUUCAUGCUGAGAAGUACGGCAAAAUGCAGUGCACUGUUAGUACCCGGAUGUUGUACUCAAAACACUCAAAAUGGUGAGUGGGCAGUGAUGGACACCCCAGGUACAAGGGUCUGGGCCAGCUCUUCAUCGUUCGGGUAUUGGAGCCUGCAGGCUGGACCCUGUAGGCUAGUCACUUUAAGCUGGUGUCGAGGACAUUCGCCUGGUCGCUCACUGCCUUGUCCGGAUGUCAGCAAGGUGCCACACGCCUCCCGCGCCUGUUAAUGGCAGCUUUCCUCUAAGCGAUUUAGUCACUUUGUAGUCACCAGGGGUGUAGUUUAAUGGCUUGGAACACACGAAGGAGCCUUUGGGAGUUGGUUGUAGAAGUCCGUGGGUCUGAAGAACCAUUAAAUCUCUUAAAGGUUUUCGUCGAGCACAGAAAUGACUCUUCACUUUUUACACUCAUCAAGAACUUAUCAAAAAUGUGUGAAUGUCCACUACUGUACUUUUGAAUUGCUCAGGUAAAAAGUUUUGUUGGUGGAUUCAGCAAGGGCAGUGUAAAAAUACAAAACCACACUCAGCAAAAAAACAUCAUUGCAUGUGGUUAAAGGUUAAAAAGCACAAAAAUAAAUGUAGAGGAAAACAAAGGUACUUACAGUUACUAGAGGGAAGAAAUAGGGACGUCGUCUGCGGGUCCCGAGGUUAAGCGGUUGUUGUCCGAUUGAGCAGCAGCACUUGGUGGCACAAAGUGCUAUUAUUGCAGUUCCUUGACCUCAAAACUCUUGUAAGAAUGAUGUGCUGCCGCCAAUGCAGAGUCUCUCACGGGAGCAGCAGCUGGCUCACAUUUCCUGGAAGUGUACAGUAGUGGAUUUGGGACAACACUACACUGUCAAAAUUCACACACUCAGGAACUACUGUAAGUACUCAGGCUGGGUCUCAAUGUCAGUGCACUGCAAUAAGUGGACUGUACCGCCUACACAGUGUACUUAGCUCCUGAGUGUAUGAACCGCAAUCAUCAUUUUGAGUGUGUUGGAGAUGAAAUUCUCUGCAACCUAACAGAGGUCUCAAGGACACUAAAUGUCACCUCCACUUAUGUGUUUGUUAAUCUCCAAUUAUGAGAAGGAAUAAGACUCACACUCCAACUGACAUAGUUUACAGAAUGUAUUGAAAAUAGGACAGACAGAAUAAUUUCACAUUUCUUCGGAUAUCCGGGUCAACCGUUUCUCCUGAUGUCCUCCUGCGGCUUCCUGACCAGAAGGAGAGAGAAUCGGCCUUGAUAUCUAGUCCUCUCUGCCUUUUGUAGUUUUUUUUGUAGUUUUCCCCAGACCAUUGGCGCCACGAUAGCCCAAGAUAUCUUAUCCCUCGCAUUCGUCGGUGAUAUGUGUGUGAUGACAGAGAAUUGCGUCUUAGCUGACGUGGUAGGACUCUCAUCAGCACCUUUUUCUGUACAAAAUAACACAUGCACGCCCAGCAUAGUACAUCCUAUCUGACUGCUGUUUGUGUGAAUGCACUUUAUGUAUUUCUAUAACCUACUUAAAUAUUUACUCAUUCAGCUAACUAGUUAAUAAAUCAAUAUUAUCCUACAAGUGCAACAUCCGGGUACUGACAGUGUCCUGCAUUUUGCCGUACUUCUCAGUGUGACUGCACUCAUGCACUCAAAAGACUAAGUGUAAGUACGUAAGUCCACCAAUUAAGACACAGUAGGCCAACUGGUUUCGACCGGCUAUUGCUAAGGCAAACAUUACCAAUAUGUUGUGCAAAUUAGACAUGCUAAGUGUGCUAGAGUGCUAAAUGUGUGUUUCUACUGAUGGUUUUUGUUGCAAAAUGCGAUGUUGAUUGUACCAUGGUGAUGGCAAUUGUAAGAUGAAGAUGACUAUGACCACAUCUUCGUUACUUGUAAGAAAGAUCAAACUUUGCCUUUGUAUGAAUUAUGUUUGUUAUCACAGUAAUUACUUGUCUUUUAUUGUUUUACAAGAAGUCAUGUGACAGGCUUGACUUAGCCCCUCCUCCACAUUUACCUGUGUGAAUGUUUUUGUCAUUGUUUGUAUGCAAUGAGCCUCUACUGAGGUUCUAGUUUGGAUGUCUUCUCCAAAGUGCCUUAAUUCGCCACUUGUUGGAACCGGCUAGCAGCUAGCUACACGCUAACAUGCUGUCUUGUGUUGUUUUCUAUUUUCUAUUGGUACCUUGUCAUGUGUAGUCCAGUCAAACAGCCUAGCACCAAACUCAUCGCUCCUGAAUGUCAAAAUAAAGGCAGUCAUAAUCACGUCACCAGACAUCUGCAUUAGAUGAC
Dunckerocampus dactyliophorus (ringed pipefish) is the source of this 3945-nucleotide messenger RNA. It is a transcript of the gene cmtm7, whose product is annotated as CKLF-like MARVEL transmembrane domain containing 7. The record is from RefSeq and is a predicted model, not a curated record. The coding region runs from base 173 to 655 and encodes 160 amino acids. NCBI's taxonomy places the organism in Eukaryota, Metazoa, Chordata, Actinopteri, Syngnathiformes, Syngnathidae. The transcript has 5 exons. Gene Ontology annotation, cellular component: membrane.